UCCCACGUUCUCCCAUUCUGACAUCUCCUCCACAGCUUGUCAACUUUCUUCCACAGACGUUACCACAAACAAUUGUACAGUGAACACUGCAUUCCUGUAGCCUACUUCUUUGCUCAUGACACCCCACGCCACAGAAGACUCUAAAUCUCCCAAAUCCAACAUGAGCAACGAUAGCGCCCCUCUCACUAACGGCGAGACGCCGCACUCCAAGUCGUUCUCGCAUCUCAAGACCUACCCUGCCUUCAACGACACAUACGAGGGAUUCAAGAACACCAACAUCGGCGCUAGUACACUCAACAUUGCAUCCAGCACGUACAACCGCUUCGUCGCCCCCUUCCACCCCUACUUGCAACGCCCGUACAGCGUGGCGCACCCGUACUUGACCCGCGCCGACGAGCUCGGUGACACCGGCCUCUCCAAGCUCGAGACAUAUGUCCCCGUCGUCAAGGAGGACACCCAGGUCCUCAAGAAGUAUGCCUUUGCGCCGUACAACUACGUAGCGGGCACCUGGCAAGAGCAGUACGAGCGCACGUCGCACCAGAACGGGCUCGUCAAGACUGGCCUUGCGGUCGUUAGUACCGAGCUCAAGAUCUUCCAGGACGCUUGCACCGUCUUCCUCGACUACUGGAACAGCUCCAAGGGCGGCCAGAAGGUCAACGAGAAGGUGGAGCAGGUGAAGCAGUAGUGUGCGGACCAGUGGUUCGAGUUCCGCAAGCGAAAAGGAGAAGAGUCUGCGGCGGUCGACAUUAUGCUUUUCAACGCAGAAUAUCUGCCGGGUAAAGAUGGUUUGAGGACACCAAAACGUCCUGUUCUAACCUUGUCCGAAACUCCAGAGGCGGUGCUUUGUGUCAGUGCUGGUGCGCAUCCUGCAGAUGUUCUAAAGGUGCAAGAAGAGAUGUCAGAAGCUGAGAGGCGUCCCUUUCUUGAUGAAGUCAAUGCUCGCCUGCAAAAAGAGCUUGCGGACAGGGCUGAUGAAAUAGCAAUUGCGAAUGAGGCGGACCGCAGUCCACCUUAGUCCUUUUGGCUUACUUUUCUUUUCCAGUAUAGAUACCUUUCUUUCAUAAUUUCUCUCGGGUGGGCAAACAGUCUUGUAAUCAGUGUCAUGUUUGGGUCAAAGCGAGCGCGGAUCAAAUGAAUCAUGCCAAUAUCCUUCCAAUCAAACAAGUUCUCCACAA
This is a messenger RNA of Parastagonospora nodorum SN15, 1175 nucleotides long. RefSeq lists its product as hypothetical. The coding region runs from base 116 to 685 and encodes 189 amino acids. NCBI's taxonomy places the organism in Eukaryota, Fungi, Ascomycota, Dothideomycetes, Pleosporales, Phaeosphaeriaceae. The record is from RefSeq and is a predicted model, not a curated record. The transcript has 2 exons.